UAGCACAUCUUUGUGCUGAGGAUGAGCCAAGGAGGCGACCCUCCAUUGUGAAGGUGGUGAAUAUCCUUGAUGAAAUUCUUACCUUGUCAAAGCAAGCAACUUAUCGCAGAUCGCUACCGUCACCUGUGAAUUCCAGUAUGUUCAUGACAUUGCCUGUCGCCCGAUAGCACUCUUAGCCUGUAUGUCCAUCUACUCAGUGUUUGUCUUUCAUAUCUGCUCAUUCGUUACGUCUUUGGAUUCAUUGGAAAAGGAGGGUUUCCAGAGUCAUGUAAGGACAUGCAAGCAUCAGCUUCGUGUUUGUACUACUGCAAGCCAUGUUAUUGGUCUGUGGAUUGAUCGCUAGUUUGUCAGGUAGUUGGUCAGCCAGUUGCUUGGUUGGUUGGAUGGUUGGAUGGUUGGUUGGUUGGUUGGUUGGUUAGUUGGUUUGGUUGGUUGGUUAGUUGGUGUGUUGGUUAGGUUGGUUAGGUUUGUCACCUUGGUCCAUAUGUUCAUUCCUUGGGCCAUCACUUGGUUGGUUGGUUGGUUGGUUGUAUGGUUGUAUGGUUGGUUAGUUGGUUAGUUGGUUAGUUGGUUAGUUGGUUUGGUUGGUUGGUUAGGUUGGUUACCUUGGUUACCUUGGUUACCUUUGUUCGCUUGUUCAUUCCUUGGGCCAUCAUUUGGUCGGAUGGUGGGAUGGUUGGACGGUUGGAUGGUUGGUUAGUUGGUUAGUUGGUUAGUUGGUUUGGUUGGUUGGUUAGGUUGGUUACCUUGAGUUACCUUGGUUCAUUCCUUGGGCCAUCAGUUGUUUUUUGCCUGUUUGUCUAUGUUUUUUGUUCUGUUCCAUUUGUUUGUCUCUUCUUGAACUCUGUUGUUUGUUUGGUAUUCAUUCGGGCGCUUGUUUCCCUACUUGCUUGUUUGCUUGGUGGGCAAUUCAUUCGUGCAUUUGGUUGUUCCGGUUGGUUGGUUAGUUCAUUCAUUUUUUGGUGGUUCGUUUGUUCAUUAGCUGCCAUCAUUUGAGUAUUUUUUUUUGUAACAAAGCACAGUGUGGGAGGGAAAAGCUCUUUUGUCUCUUGUUUCUGCAAUACCUACCUAUGUUGUAAAUAUAGAGGGCCUCUCUACUAGGUGUCUGUAUGCCCGCCUGUCCAUCUGUCUGUCUGCCUGCCUGCCUCCCUGCCUGCCUGUCUGUCUGUCUGUCUCUGUCUGUCUGUCUGUCUCUGUCUCUGUCUCUGUCUCCGUCUCCGUCUCCGUCUCUGCCUCUGUCUUUGUCCCUGUCUUGUUUCUGUUUGUCUAUCUCUGCCUAUGUGUCGUACUGUCUGUCAGUCCGCGUGUAGCACUCCCAAUGUCUGUCGGUCAGUCAGUCCGCGUGUAGCACUACCAGUGUAAUACUGGCAGACGCAGAGGUGGGUUAGUGGUUACGAAGAAGCAGUGGUUAUGUGCAUUUUCGUGCACGAGUUUACUUUCUCUGUUGUCUUUCAGGCUAUCAAAGUUCCUUCUUAUUGGGUGCAACAAGGUUGAUUACAGUGCUGUUUGCUCAGCAUAGCUUGUCAGGUCUAGGUUUUUCAAAGUGAUUCUCUAGCUUUUCGGAAGUGCUUUUUUCGUUUUUCUUCUUUACCUCCAGAAUUAGUUGAUGGCUUCUUAACAAAUGAUGAAGCAAGGCCACAUUGUACCACAGCUGUGUUAGAGGUGUAAGAAACUACUCCAUGCAAGACUGAGAGGGAAGAAGGAAAGAGUUAUCGUGCACCCUCUGGGAAGAAUCUGGGAGGGAGAAACGAAGCAUUCUUAUUCCUGAUGUGGAAACAAUGGGAGGUAAGCAGGGUGCAGAGUCCCUAGAUUGUAUUCUACAGAAGAUGAAAGAGUCACAGUAAGGCAGCAAGACACUGUUGCCGCUUCAAAGUUCCUGGCGAGGGAGGUGUAUUCGUGCCUAUGGGCCUAUGGCAAGGACCAACUUAAUCCAGCGGGUUUACUCUAGGCACAAAGGCCAACUUAAUCCAGUGGGUUUACGGAACCCCUGUGGUAGGCCUGUGAUGAUCUACCUGAAUGACUGCUCAUAUGCAGAUACAGGUCACUCAUUGGUCAUGCAUCUGAACAGUGCAGUCAGGGCUGCCUGGGAUUUCCCACCCUAACCAGACUGGUCCGACCUACCUGGACUGGCCCACUCAUCCAGUUUUCUCGCUGCGAACUGAUGGCGACAAGCAGAUGUGGAAUUAUGCCCUUCGCAUCAGUGUGCGUAUCAAGUAGCUCUUUCCAAAGAAUUAUGACGUCCCAAUGGACCACAUCAGGAUAGGUUUGCUCGUAGAUGUGCAAAGAGGUGCAGCAGGUAGCUCUGCCCAGAAAACUAUGGAGUCCAAAUGGCUGACAUCAGGACAAGUGGCUGAUUGACGUGAAAUGAGGUGCAGCUUCCUUUCUGGGUCCCACGAGCUCUUGGAAGGAAACGCCUGAGUAGGGAGGUGAAGAACAGGGGUAUCCGACACCAAGCGCAUCCAGUGUGCUUGUUAAGAAUGGCGAAGCUGAUCCUCAGACAAGAACCAGUCCCUAUUCAAUUCUGCCCGAGUGUUCAAGAGUCUUUGUUGUCGACAACAUCCCUGCAGAAUGCUUGCCACUGGUGUGAGGAGGUGGAUUGAAAGUAAGUUCACCGUUUGUGGUCAGCUGAGGUGUUCUCUCUCUUUGACAGUCGUAAAUGCAUGAGAAGACUGGACUGCAGUCGUUGUGGAACUGUAUAUCUCUAUAGCGGGCAUUAUACCCUUUUUUUGUGAUUGCCUGUGGUUGAAAUGUGGAAGAACCAGCAUAUGUGUACACCAGCAGCUAGGUAGGUACCAGAUAAUAGGGCCGAAGAACUGGAAAGUAGGUAGCUGUGUGAUCCACAAAAGAGAUGCUAGCAUGAAUCUCUGGUAGUAACUGUAGUUUUGCUGAUGCUAAUGAUCAGCAUGGCAAAGAGGCAUGCGGUGGUAGUCUUGCUUUUUUCUUGUUGUCCCCGUACAUAUCCCUGCUUGGUAUGUUUUCCAGGUUUUGUCUUUUUUUGACUGCUUUCUCUGUAUGCUCAAGGCAUCGCACUUCCAGGCCUAUGUUUCAAAGCAUCAUGAUCCAGAUUUAACCGAGUAACUUCACCACAUCCUUAUCCUGCUGUGGAUUAUGGUGCCCAAAGUUGGCUAAGAGGGGGCUUGUUGGAUUACUUCCCCUGCACCUCCUACUCCUCUUCUUCUUCAUCGUCCUUCUUCUUCUCCUCCUACUACUCCUGCUCCUCCCUGCUGCCUCCUCCUCCUUUCUUCUUCUCCUAGCCCCUUGACAAGUCCUGGAGUGCAGCCAGACGAAACGCCUCCCGGAAUGUGUGUGAGCUUGUUUAUGUCUAAGCAGGUGGAAUGAAGAUUAACGACUGUAUGCUUGGACAAAUAACGAUUGGCCUCGCUAUUCACUAUUCCUCCUCCUCCUCCUCCUCCUCCUCCUUCUUCGUCUUCUUCUUCGUCUUCAUCUUCCGAAUGGACUGCUUGAGCAAGCAGCAAAGCAAUGAUGCAGUGAGGCACAAGGCAGCACUGAUGGAGCAGCCAAACUACGAGGCAAACAGGUACACAGAGAGGGAAGACAAGGCACGGUAUGCGUAUAGGCAGCUAGGGAACAGUGCAGCAAAGCACAAGGCAAUGCAAACGAAGCGUGCAAACUACACAACAGACAAGCACAUUGCACGGAAAGACCGCACAGCACACAAGCUAAGUACGCGGAAAGGCAAGGCGUGCAAAUGUGCAGAAAGACAACUGCUCAGCGGAGCACAAGGCAAUACCAACACAGCAGCCAAACUAGCCGCAAGCACACCAGCUGCAAGGAAUGGUAUGCGAAGCAUGAUGGGCAGUGUCCAUUGUGAUCUGUAGUCACACAAACAAUUUAUUGUCAUCUCCUCGAUAUCCCUAUCUGAGAAACGGAUAGGUUUUGUUGAACAUGAAUCGUGGAUAACAAAGGUCUUAUUAAUGC
Messenger RNA from Chara braunii, 3939 nucleotides. The record is from the annotation of a GenBank genome assembly. NCBI's taxonomy places the organism in Eukaryota, Viridiplantae, Streptophyta, Charophyceae, Charales, Characeae.